AUGGCCAAUCUGCCCAAUCUACGCCGGCUGUUCGUCGAGGCCCGCUCCGAGGCCGAGGAGAACGAGUACUCACGGACCGCUUUCUAUAAUCUGGUCCUCUUCAUCUCUUCCGUUGCCGUCUUCAGUCUGACGGCACAACGAAUGAGCGGAGCCAAAUCGGGCAAAUAA
Messenger RNA from Aspergillus chevalieri, 168 nucleotides. Its product is annotated as DUF5310 domain-containing protein. NCBI's taxonomy places the organism in Eukaryota, Fungi, Ascomycota, Eurotiomycetes, Eurotiales, Aspergillaceae. Gene Ontology annotation, biological process: outer mitochondrial membrane organization. Bases 1 to 168 code for a protein of 55 amino acids. The transcript has 3 exons. The record is from RefSeq and is a predicted model, not a curated record.